AUGACAGAUAACAAUCCAGAUGGAGGGUUAUCCUUAGAUGUGUUUGAAAUGGAAGAUAAGUUAUCCAAAAUCAGAUCACAAAUUAAUUCGAAACUUGAAAAUCAAAAGCAUUUAGCAAUCAUUUUAUCAGCAGUUGAAGAAAACAUUGAAGAACAAAAAAAUGAUAAAACUCCAGUUGCUUAUUUCAUAUCAUUUUUAUCAUUAUUGGAUCAAUGUAUAUCAGAAGAUAAAAUAAUUGAUAAUAAUUUGGCUACCACUACUGCUUAUUUCUUGGAUAUUAUUUUCCCUUUCACUCCAAAACCUUUAUUAAAAUCAAAAUUUAAUCAAAUUUUAGUUAAAUUAGCUCAACCAUUAACUUUAGAAAAUGCUGAAGCUCCAUUAAUGAGAUCAACUAUCGGUGCAUUAGAAAGUUUAUUAUUAGCUCAAGAUAAUUCUUCGUGGAAUUCAAAGGGACAAAUUACUCCAAAAAGAGCAUUUUUAGCAUUGUUAGAAACUUCAUUUGAUCCAAGACCUAAAGUUAGAAGAAGAGCUCAAGAAGCUGUUAAUAAAAUUUUAUCAAAUCCUCCUACUUCCCCAUCACCUACUCAUGUUGCUGCUCCUUUAGCUGCAGAAGCUUCUUUGAAUCAAUUGACUACUUUAUUGAAUGAAUAUAAAGCAUCAAAGAAAAAUAAAGAAAUUAAUUCACAAAUUAUUCAUGUUUUACAAUUAAUUACUAUGAUUACAUCAAGUAAUUCAUGGCCAGUUGGUAAAAUUGAAGAAUUGUGUGAUAUUUUAUUGGAAAUUUCAAAAACUUCUGAUCAAUUUUUAGUUUCUUCAGCAUUUAAAGCAUUUGAAGGAUUAUUUCAAUCAAUGAAUGAUAUUAUUGAUAUUGAAAAAUUUACAAAAGUUUUAGAUAUUAUUUUUGAUUUAAAACCUUCUAUUAAUGAUACUCAUUUAGCUGCUUCUUGGUUAGCUGUUGUUGCUAAAUCUUUAGAAAGUUUUUCAAAAUUAUCUCCGGAACCUUGUAUUUCUAAAAUUCCAACUAUAUUACCUAUUGUAUCUCAAUUUUUAUCUUCUGAUUCAAAAGAUAUUUAUACUUCUUCAUCACAAUGUUUAAUUGCUAUUGUUAGUCAAACUAUUCCUGAUAAAUUUUUAUUACAACCAUCUUCUACAAAUGGAAUCACUGGGGAAAUUUAUGAAUUAGUUGAUGAAACAAUCACAUUUAUAAGUGAAUUGAUUGAAAAAGAAUUAUUUUCAAUUAAAUAUCAACAUGCUACUAAAGAAAUUUUAGAAUUUACUACUGCUACUAUUUUAAAACUUAGAAAUAGAUCAAAUCCAGAUUUCCUUGAUAUUUUACAAAUUGUUGGUAAUUGGAGAACUGAUGAAACUGAUAAUUUCCCUCAUAAUAAAGAAGCUGAAGAUCUUAUUGCUGCUUGUGUUUCUUCAAUGGGUCCAGAAGUUGUAUUAAACAGUUUACCUUUGAAUUUAACUGGUAAUGGUACUGGUCCAGGUAGAGCUUGGUUAUUACCUAUUUUAAGAGAUAAUGUUCGAUUUGCUGAAUUGGAAUUUUAUAAAUCAAACAUUUUACCAAAUGUCGAAUUUUUCAUUAAAAAAAUUGAAGAAUCAACAAAUAAAGAAUCAAUGAAUAAUAAAAUUUUCCAAACUAUUAUUGAUCAAAUUUGGUCUUUAUUACCACAUUUUUGUGAUUUACCAAAAGAUUUGACUUUAUCAUUUGAUGAAUCUUUUGCUACUAAACUUUCUGAUUUAAUGUUUGCUAAUGUGGAAUUAAGGGUUCCUAUUUGUCAUGCAUGGAGAUUAUUAGUUGAAUCAAAUGUUGCUUAUAAAGAUGGUGCAUUAGAUGAUGAUUUAUUAAUUCAACAAGAAUUUCCAAAAUCUGAAGCUGAAAAGAAUGUUCAAUAUUUAGGUUCAAUUGCUUCAAACAUUUUAACUGUUUUAUUCAAUGUUUUCACUUAUACUAUGGCUGAUUCAAGAGGAUUUGUUUUAGAAACUAUUGAAACUUAUUUGAACAUUGUUCCAAAAGAAGAAUUAGCUUCUACUUUUGAUAAAGUUUGUGGAUUAUUAAAACAAGCCAUGGAUGAAGAAGCAAAUGAUACUGCUGCUCCUGUCCAACAACAACAGCAAAAUAAGAAUGAGGUUCCUAAAACUAGUAUUACCAUGAUGGAUUUAAUUGUUGCUAUGGCUAAAUAUGUUCCUGAAUCUUCACAUAAUGCAUUGUUUUCUAUUUUUGCAACUACUGUUAAUUUAGCUAAUAAUCCAUUGAUGCAAAAAAGAGCAUAUAGAAUCAUUUCAAAAUUGGCAGAAACUGAAUCUGGUAAACAAUCAAUUUUGAAAUUUAUUGGAGAAAUUGAAAAAGUAUUGAUUGAUACUACUGAACAAACUCAUAAUUCAGCAAGAUCAGCAAGAUUAACUGCUAUUUUAUUGGUAUUGGAAUUAUUACCUACUACUGAUUUAUUCUUCAUUCCUUCUAUAUUACAAGAAAUUAUCAUGGCUACAAAAGAUGUUAACGAAAGAUCAAGAGGUUUAUCAUAUCAAAUUUUAAUUAAGAUGGGUAAUAAAAUGAAUGAAGGUGGAAUUAUUGUUAAUGCUAAAGUUCCUGGCUUUGAUGUUAAUUCACCAGAUUCACAAGCUUCAUUAACUGAAUUUUUCACCAUGGUUAGUGCUGGUUUAGCUGCACAAAAUCCUCAUAUGAUUUCUGCUACAAUUACUGCUAUUUCAUGUUUAGUCUUUGAAUUUAAAGAUGUAUUAUCAACUGAAUUAUUAUUGGAAAUUUCUUCAACUGUUGAAUUAUUUUUAACUCAUAAUUCAAGAGAAAUUGCAAAAUCAGCAAUUGGUUUUGUUAAAGUUGAAGUUUUAUCCUUACCUGAAGAAUUAGUUAAACAAAAUUUAUCUGAAUUAUUAUCAAAACUUAUGAAAUGGUCACAUGAACAUAAGGGACAUUUUAAAUCAAAAGUUAAACAUAUUUUAGAAAGAUUAAUUAGAAAAUUUGGUAUUGAAGAAAUUGAAAAUUCUAUACCUGAACAAGAUAAAAAAUUAAUUGCCAAUAUUAAAAAAUCAAGAAAUAGAGCUAAAAGAAAACAAGAAGCUGAAGAACAAGAAUCAUCAUCUGUUGGUACUUCUACUACUACUAAUCAAGAAAAGAAAUUUGUUUCUGCUUAUGAAGAAGCAUUAUAUGAUUCUGAUAUUUCUGAUGAAGAAGAUGUUGAUAUUUAUGAUGAAGAUUCAAUUAGACAAAAGAAGAAGAAAUCUAAUCAAUUUAUUUUAAAUACUGGUGAUGAACCAUUGAAUUUAUUAGAUAGACAAGCAUUAGCUCAUAUUUCAUCUUCAAAACCAAAGAAAUUAACUAAAAGUGAUAUUCAAAAUAAGAAAGAAGAAUUUAAAACAAAGAAUGGUAAAUUGGUAUUCAAUGAUAAAGAAGAUGAAGAUUCAUUAUCGAAUAAAGUAUCAGGUAUUGAUGCUUAUUUGGAUGCUGUUAAGCAAGCUCCAGUUAAAGGUCAAAAGAAUAAAUUGAAAUUUAAAAGAUCAAGAAAUGAUGAAGAUCAAGAUUGGUCCGAUGAUGAAGAUAGUACUCCUGUUUUGAAAAAGGGUAAAACUAUGGGUAAAUCUAAAAUUUCAAAACCUAAACAAAAAUUUAAAGCCAGAAAGAAAUUUUAA
Candida tropicalis MYA-3404 is the source of this 3651-nucleotide messenger RNA. RefSeq names its product mRNA-binding protein. NCBI's taxonomy places the organism in Eukaryota, Fungi, Ascomycota, Pichiomycetes, Serinales, Debaryomycetaceae. The transcript has a single exon. The record is from RefSeq and is a predicted model, not a curated record. The coding region runs from base 1 to 3651 and encodes 1216 amino acids.